GCCAGGCGCAACUCGUCCCCUCGAAAGCAAUCGGGCAGGUAGACAGUCAUGAGUGGCGGAUUCUCUUUCAAGCAAGACUUGCCGCCGCAGGGCGGCUACGCGCCGAUCCGCUACAAGCGAAAUCUUCCAGCGCGUGGACCAGGCGGCAUUGCGAUCUUUGGCGGCGUCCUUGCCAUAUGCGCCUGGGGCUUCUACCGAGUUGGCCAGGGAAACCUUGAGCAGAGAGAGCUCAAGCGCGAGCGGGCCUGGUCGCGUAUUCACCUUGUGCCUAUGCUUCUCGCUGAAGCAGACCGGGAUACCUACCGACGCGAGCAGGCGCAGCUCUCACGGGAGAAGGAGAUCAUGAAGGACGUUCCAGGUUGGGAGGCUGGCAAGAGUGUGUACAACACGAAGCGGUACACCCCAAACACCUUUGCUGUCCUGUAAGACCUCAGUUGCUGCAAUACGAGGUGUAUGUGAACAAAUGCAAAAGUACAGGAAAU
Messenger RNA from Tilletiaria anomala UBC 951, 482 nucleotides. RefSeq names its product GRIM-19. NCBI's taxonomy places the organism in Eukaryota, Fungi, Basidiomycota, Exobasidiomycetes, Georgefischeriales, Tilletiariaceae. Bases 49 to 426 code for a protein of 125 amino acids. The transcript has 5 exons. The record is from RefSeq and is a predicted model, not a curated record.